AUGAUUUUCUUCAACAAUCAUUUCUCUCUCAAGUCAGGUUUGUCAUAUUCGUUAUCUACUCUGCUUCGAUUUUUAAGUUACAGAAAAUUGUCAACACGCAUCAUCGAAAAGGUGAAGAGGAAACCCUCUAAGCGGAAUAUGAGCGGAGGACGAAACCAGAAAAGAAGAAUCAAUUCAGAUGGUCCUUCUAUGAGUGAGGAUGAUCCUCGAUCGAGCACCAAGAGAGCGCAUGGUCUGAACAUGGAUAUACAUCCUGCACUUCGUUCCUCAAAUCUCAACUUGAUUGGCCACAGAGGUAAUCCUUACUUGCUUGGCGAAGAAUCAAAUUCUAAAGAGCCCUCGUCAUAUGUUUAUAAGAGGUAUGCUAGGGGUCUCAAAUUCCAUGAGCCAGGUGAAAUAGCAAGUCGAAUUGAAGAAGAAAGAACGAAAGCUGCUAAAGAGGAACAAGAAAAAGAGAAAGAGGCACAUAUACGACGGGAAAAAGUACUACGAGGUGAGCUACCAGACGAAUCUAUUGGAGAGGAGAAAUAUUUGUACCAUGAGAUCCCUGACAUGGAAUGGUGGGAUACAUCAUUCAUAAAGGACCCCGAUACAUGGACUAUUGCGGAAAAGUACUCAAAGACUUACAACGAUGACGAAGACGACAGUGACGACAGUGACGACGAAGAUGACCUUAAGAACGGAAUUGAGCGCCCAAGUAUAAGAUACAUACAACAUCCGGUUCCUUAUCUGCCGAAUAGAAAUGAAAGCUUACAGACAAGAAUAUACCUAACCAAGAAGGAACAAAAGAAGAUUCGCCGUAAUAACAGAAAGCUCCUGCGUGAAGAACAUGAGCAGAAGAUAAAACUGGGGCUUGAAGAGAAGCCAACACCUAAAGUGAAGCUCAGCAAUAUGAUGAGUGUUUAUCAGAAUAAUGAGAACAUCACGGACCCCACCAGCUGGGAACGCACAGUAAAAAAGCAGGUGGAAGAAAGGUAUCAGCAUCAUAUAGAAGAAAAUACCAAAAGACAUUUGGAAGCGGUAAAACGUAAGCAUGAGGAACAAGCAACCAAAAAGGAGGUUCCCUCGCAAUUUUGCUGUCGUGUGUUUCGUUUCAGCAGCCUCAGAAACCCCAAGGUAAGAUAUAAAUUAGCCACUAAUAGCCGGCAAUUAGCACUCCGAGGUAUUUGUGUACAUGUCAAUGGUGGUCCGGGGAUCCUCGUCGUGAUAGGAACCGAGAAAGCUUGCAGAUUUUAUGAACGCCUGGUCCUCAAGAGAAUCCGUUGGAAUGAAAACUUCCAUGACAAAACGACGAACGAGGAAGUGGAUAAUUCUCAAGCCCAAGUGGAAAUGUCAUGGGAAGGGUAUUUAAGAGAAACUAAGUUCAGAGGCUGGUUCAUGAAGCAAUGCGCCAGCGAUGAAGAGAUGCGUGCGCUGUUGCGCGAGUUUGAUGCGGAGUCCUUUCUCAAUUAG
Molecule: messenger RNA, 1452 nt
Organism: Lachancea fermentati
Lineage: Eukaryota; Fungi; Ascomycota; Saccharomycetes; Saccharomycetales; Saccharomycetaceae
Source: the annotation of a GenBank genome assembly